UCUUGGCAGGUGUUCCUGAACGAAAUCGCGCGCGAGCUCGUGAAUUCACUUCACUGUGAAAUUGUUUUGCUUUUCCUUGUAAAUAAUUGAAAAACGUAUCUAGAUCAAACAUGACUGAAGAAGAAAACUACACUAAUAUCGAUAUCUCCGAUAUUGUUGAGGAUACGGAACCUUAUGCCGACACGGACAACCCGAACAGCGAAAUAAUGGUAUACGAGACAGAUACUCAUUCAGAACUCCACGCAGAUGUAGAUUUGGGUCCUGAAUUGAUUACAAUAAGCACUGAAGACCAGCUUCUUGUGGAUAGGAUUACGCAAAACCAAAAUAAAGUUCAGAAAAGUGAAGUUGUUAAAAACAGUCAUGCUCCCAAACUAGCAAUGGGACGGAUAAAAAAUAUAAUGAAAAUGGACCCUGACGUGAAUAUAGUGCAACAGGAUGCCGUCUUCUUGGUUACUAAAGCUACUGAGAUGUUUUUAGAGACAUUGGCAAAUGAAACCUACUCGUAUCUGCCUAAGAAUAAGAAGACUAUCAACAAGAAAGAACUGGACCUUGCAAUCAACAGGGUAGACAGCUUAUGCUUUCUAGAAGGCGCUAUGGACUUUUGAAAUAAGGAGUAAUGUACAUCAAGCAAGAUGGAGUACUGCAACUUACCUGCACCUACUUGUACACAAUCAUCGUAUAUGCCAAUAAAGAAUAUUGAGUGUACUCUUUUUCCCUUCUAGGAGAAGAGUUUUUUCCCUGAGGAGAGACCUGGGGGGUUUUAAAGGCCACAUUGAAGCGAUACAUCUAAAAAAAGGAAUAUUGCGUUUUGAUAUUUGUCGACAUUGCGUGCUUACUUUUAUAUGCGCAAAUGUCUUGCAAUAUUUAUUUAUUUUAUUGUUACAGUUUUA
This is a messenger RNA of Pectinophora gossypiella (pink bollworm), 890 nucleotides long. RefSeq names its product DNA polymerase epsilon subunit 4 (gene PolE4). Bases 111 to 605 code for a protein of 164 amino acids. NCBI's taxonomy places the organism in Eukaryota, Metazoa, Arthropoda, Insecta, Lepidoptera, Gelechiidae. Gene Ontology annotation, molecular function: protein heterodimerization activity. The transcript is spliced from 2 exons. The record is from RefSeq and is a predicted model, not a curated record. Gene Ontology annotation, cellular component: epsilon DNA polymerase complex; nucleus.